AUGCGGUCUUUUGCGGUUCAGCUGCUCACAGCUGCGACUAGCCUUGCCACACUGACACAAUGCAGCCCUAUAUUGAACACGAGGCAAGAUGCACAAUAUGAAGGCUAUGCAUUUGCCUAUUUCACAGGCAACUCCAUCGAUGGCGAGAAAAUCUACUUGGCUGCCAGCAAUGGCAAUAAUGCUUUGGAUUGGCAAGAGCUGAAUGGAGGUCAACCCGUGCUAUCUUCAAACCAAGGCACGAAAGGUCUUCGGGACCCAUUUGUUAUCCGAUCGAACGACGGCACCAAGUUCUUCCUCAUAGCGACAGACUUGUCGAUUGGGUCAGGCACAUCAUGGGGAGACUCAGUGAGGACGGGGAGCAGAUAUCUUGAGAUUUGGGAGAGCGAAGACCUUGUCAACUGGUCAGAGCAACGACACGUGCUUGUGUCGCCUCCUACUGCCGGCAACACAUGGGCACCAGAAGCUUACUACGACGAAGACAUUGGCUCUUACGUGGUCUACUGGGCGUCAAGUCUCUAUGCCGAAGACGAUACCAACCACACUGGCAACACCUACCACCGAAUGAUGUACGCCACCACUCAGGACUUUAUCACUUUCAGCGAAGCAAAGAUCUGGCAAGACGCUGGAACAUCUCGCAUUGACUCCACAGUCCUCAAAUCUGGCGAUACAUUCUACCGCUUCACAAAGGAUGAGGGUGGAGUGACAGGCUGCACCGAUAUCAUUCAAGAGAGUUCACCAACACUUCUGAGUCAACUCGAUGGGUGGACGACAGUGGCAAGCUGCAUUGGCCGCGACGCAGGAACUCAGGCCAUUGAAGGCCCAACUUCCUUCCGCGCAAAUCCUGCUGAUGUCAAUGGCGACAAGUUCUACCUUUUCGUGGACGAGUAUGGUGGAAGAGGAUACAUCCCACUCGAGACAGCAGACAUUGCCAACCCUGACUGGAAGGUCUCCCCUUCAUACAAACUGCCAACGAGCCCUCGCCAUGGCACUGUCAUCCCAGUAACUGCAGCCGAACUUCAGCGCCUGACGAGCGCACUGGCGAAGCGGGAGGAAAACAAGCUGCAGAAGCGCAGCACUUUGAUUCCAGGCCUAUACGCAGACCCCAACAUCGCCAUCGUCGGCUGCGAAUACUACAUCUACGCCACAACCGACGGCUUCCCAGGCUGGGGCGGCCAACAAUUCUUCGUCUGGAAAUCCUCCGACCUCGUCACCUGGACCCGCUCCGACACAGCCUUCCUCACCUUGAACGGCACAAACGGCAACGUCCCCUGGGCCACAGGCAACGCCUGGGCCCCCGGCUUCAUCGAACGCGACGGGAAAUUCUACUUCUACUUCUCCGGCCAAAACCCCACCUACGACCGCAAAACCAUCGGCGUAGCCGUAGCUUCUUCCCCCGAAGGCCCCUUCACCGCCGAACCCACAGCCAUGAUCCUCAACAACGAAGCCAUAACCUCCGGCCAAGCCAUCGACCCUCAAGCCUUCCACGACCCCAUCACAGGAAAAUUCUACCUCUACUGGGGAAACGGAAAUCCCGUCAUGGCCGAACUCUCCCAGGAUAUGAAAUCCAUCAUCCCCUCAACCCUCCAAUCUAUCUCCGGUCUGACAGAUUUCCGCGAAGCUUCUUUCGUCGUCUAUCGCGCUCCAUACUACCAUUUCACCUACUCAAUCGACGACACCGGAAGUCCGAACUAUCGCGUCGGAUACGCCACCGGACCUUCCGCUACAGGACCUUGGACUUAUCAUGGAGUGAUUUUAGAGAAAGAUGAGAGUCAAGGGAUUUUGGGCACGGCGCAUAAUUCGAUUGUGAAUGUUCCGGGGACGGAUGAGUGGUUUAUUGCGUAUCAUAGGUUUAGGAUUCCGAAUGGGGAUGGGACGCAUCGGGAGACGACGGUUGAUAAGUUGGAGUUUGGGGAGGAUGGGUUGAUUAGGAAGGUUGUGCCUACGUUGGAUGGGCCGGGGGAGAGGAGGAUUUGUGGGUAUUAG
Molecule: messenger RNA, 1983 nt
Organism: Cercospora beticola
Lineage: Eukaryota; Fungi; Ascomycota; Dothideomycetes; Mycosphaerellales; Mycosphaerellaceae
Product: glycoside hydrolase family 43 protein
Biological process (GO): carbohydrate metabolic process
Molecular function (GO): hydrolase activity, hydrolyzing O-glycosyl compounds
Source: RefSeq, a predicted model, not a curated record